CGGGGAAUGGGAGCCCGCGCCCCAGCCCGGCCUGGGCUCAGUCCCGCAGACCCACGUUGCACCCCAGUCCCAGGUGCGAAACGGGGGCACUACCUCUUUAAAAGCGUCCGGGCCGAGCCUCCGCCACACCAUGUGAUUGCUUGAAAGGCCGGGCUGGGAGCGCUGCGGCGGGAGCCUGGAGGACGAUGAGCUGCCGCGCGGUGCCCAGAGCCCAGCCCUGCCCGGCGCGGCCCCACAGCUCUGGGCGGCACCAGGUGCCAGGAACUUUGGGUCCCGGCGCUGGGACCCUCUGCUGGCCAGCAGGCAGGAUGGUGAGCUCCCCGCAUCCUGCUCUGUGCGCACGGGUGGACAGUGCCAGGCUUGGGGGACCCCUGAGGGGCAUGCGUGCGCUGGGAGCUGCCUCACACCUGAUAGAAAAGCCAGUGGAGGAGCCAGCGCUGCUAUUUUAAGUUGCAGAACGGAACCGCUGGGGACGAUAAGGGGAGGGGACAGACAUUAGGCAGAAAGGGCCCAAGGACCCCCCUCCAGCCUGGCGGGCGCUGGACUUGCAAGUGGGGCACAUCUCCAAAGGCAGCGGGAGUUCCAGGGCUGCCUGGGCUCCCCCCACCGGCUGGACGGUUUCCCCACCCCAGGCUUCCCGACCACAGGUGCCUGCCUUGUGGGCCUUGGUGCCUGCCUGCUGAUGUGCCCAGCCUGUGCCCACCAUGCCGCCCUCCGUCUCGGCCUUCCAGGCCGCCUACAUUGGCAUCGAGGUGCUCAUCGCACUGGUCUCCGUACCCGGGAACGUGCUGGUGAUCUGGGCAGUGAAAGUGAACCAGGCACUGCGGGAUGCCACCUUCUGCUUCAUCGUGUCGCUGGCGGUGGCUGAUGUGGCAGUGGGCGCCCUGGUCAUCCCCCUGGCCAUCCUCAUCAACAUUGGGCCACAGACCUACUUCCACACCUGCCUUAUGGUCGCCUGCCCCGUCCUCAUCCUCACUCAGAGCUCCAUCCUGGCCCUUCUGGCAAUUGCCGUGGACCGCUACCUCCGCGUCAAGAUCCCUCUCCGGUACAAGACGGUGGUGACCCCGCGGAGGGCCGCGGUUGCCAUUGCUGGCUGCUGGAUCCUCUCCUUCGUGGUGGGGCUGACGCCGAUGUUCGGCUGGAACAAUCUGAGUGUGGUGGAGCGGGAGUGGGCGGCCAACGGCAGUACGGGGGAGCUGGUGAUCAAGUGUGAGUUCGAGAAGGUCAUCAGCAUGGAGUACAUGGUCUACUUCAACUUCUUUGUCUGGGUGCUGCCCCCUCUGCUCCUCAUGGUCCUCAUCUACCUGGAGGUCUUCUACCUGAUCCGCAAGCAGCUCAACAAGAAGGUGUCGGCCUCCUCUGGCGACCCGCAGAAGUACUACGGCAAGGAGCUAAAGAUCGCCAAGUCGUUGGCCCUCAUCCUCUUCCUCUUCGCCCUCAGCUGGCUGCCCCUGCACAUCCUGAACUGCAUCACCCUCUUCUGCCCCUCCUGCCACAAGCCCAGCAUCCUCACCUACAUUGCCAUCUUCCUCACGCACGGCAACUCGGCCAUGAACCCCAUCGUCUAUGCCUUCCGCAUCCAGAAGUUCCGGGUCACGUUCCUGAAGAUCUGGAAUGACCAUUUCCGCUGCCAGCCCACACCCCCGGUUGACGAGGACCUCCCCGAGGAGAGGCCUGAUGACUAGACUGCCUUCUGCUCCCACCAGCCAGAAUCGGCGGGUUGCAGCCCAGCCCUGGGCUCCCACUGUCCCACCGGUCCCCUGAGACUUCCCUAGCUGGACCGUGGGCACCGGAGGCUCUGACGAGAUGCCCACAGAGCAUUGCCCGUCCUCAAGGAGUUCUCAGCGCUGCCUCUCUGGGUCCUGGCUGGGACUUGGGAGGGCAGCUCGUGGGGAAGGGGCCUGGUGCCCUAAGGUGAAAGGGAACGUCCUGGGUCCACCUGCCGACCAUUCGGAGCAUCCCGGCCCUUCAGAGCUGGCCAGGCCCUGGGAGGUGGCCGAGGCUGCGAGGGGCCAUCUGACUGGGGAGAGGAUGCUUGGGCUUCUGCGGUGGGUCUGUGUCCGUCUCAGGGGCUGGUACAGCCCUGGGGCCAAGGUAGCAAGAGGCAAGUAUCCCCUCCAAGGUGGAGGAAAGGGGAAACAGGAACAUCGUGGCCCUGCUUUCUUACCGGUUCUGCAGAAGGUGGGCAGGGCCGGCUGUGGGCAGGGCCAACUAAGGGCAGGGAUGGAGGAGCCUAGUCCCACCUCCAAGGACCUCCUGGGCCAUGCCAGGUGCCUGCUCUCCUUGCCCGCAGCUGCCCAGGAUUGUGCUUAGGAGAAGAGGGAAGAGUGGGUCCAGAAAUCUUUCCCGACACUUUGUUCUCCACCAGCUGAGUGGAGGUUCCUGCCCAGGGGAGCAAGUGUGGUGAGGUAGGAGCUGGCCUCGAGCAGCCAGCAGGCGGCAGCACUGAGCCCUCUGUCUCACCCGGAGCUUCCUGAGGAGGCGCCCAGAGUGUAACUACCUGUCAUCCAAGCUUCCAUUCCCCGGGACCAGUGUAAGGCCUGGACUCUCCUAGGUGACAGUCUUCUGCUGGGCCUGAAGGAGAGGAGAGCCCCAGACACACCAACUAUGGGGGCAUUCUGCCUGCCUGGGGACAGGGUGGGCACAGGAAGGGGUCCUUCCUCGAGGACCCAGUGCUGACACACGCUCCUGGAUGACACAUGGCGGGCUGGAAGAGGCCAGCAGAGAUGCCCUCCUGGGAGCGCCGGGGAAGGUCUCACUGGCAUUUAAAUACCUACAUGUCCUGGUAUUUAGCUGCGUUCUCAGGGGCUUCAGGAGCUCUGCUGCAGACAGGGUCUAGAACUUUGGGAUCUGGGGAAGGACUGACCUACCCCCUGCCAAGUCUGGAGCCCCUUUUACAGAGGUGCAUGGAGGUGGGAGGGAGUGAUGGUGGUUGUCAUGUUGAUGGAUUCUGAUUGCAAAUAUUGACUCCAGGCCUUGACUCCAGGCCCUUCUCUCUGUCGGGGGUGGGGUGAGGUGGAGGUCAUGUCCCCUGGCGCCAAAGGGAGGCCCACGUGACUAAUAAAGACCAGGAACCCUGGA
This is a messenger RNA of Tupaia belangeri chinensis (Chinese tree shrew), 3081 nucleotides long. It is a transcript of the gene ADORA1, whose product is annotated as adenosine A1 receptor. Gene Ontology annotation, molecular function: G protein-coupled adenosine receptor activity. Bases 705 to 1685 code for a protein of 326 amino acids. Lineage: Eukaryota; Metazoa; Chordata; Mammalia; Scandentia; Tupaiidae. Gene Ontology annotation, cellular component: synapse; plasma membrane; dendrite. The transcript has 2 exons. The record is from RefSeq and is a predicted model, not a curated record. Gene Ontology annotation, biological process: G protein-coupled adenosine receptor signaling pathway.